UGUAUAAUUAUUGAAGAAAUUGCGUGGUCUUUGCAAUUUGGGCAUCGUUCUUAUCGCUUCCAAUGAAGGGGCCGUUUACCUCCACCACUAUUUCCAACUUGUUUUUGUACCAUUCUCUAUAUUUCUUUGACACCUAUAUUACACGUGUCUUUAAUCCAUUGGACCUUCGUCCUACUAUAUUUUUACCCGAAAUGACGAAUCUGUCCUUCUCAUCCACCUAUAAAUUCACCUCUCCGGCUCCUUCCCUUUCAUUCAGUUUUCCUCUAUUCUUCUCUCUAUACGUCAUAUUCAUUUCUUCCAAGAUGCAAAUCUUCGUUAAAACCCUAACCGGUAAGACAAUCACCCUUGAGGUUGAGUCGUCUGAUACGAUCGACAACGUCAAGGCCAAGAUCCAGGACAAGGAAGGGAUUCCCCCGGAUCAGCAACGUCUCAUCUUCGCCGGUAAACAACUCGAGGAUGGCCGUACCUUGGCCGACUACAACAUCCAGAAGGAGUCCACCCUCCACCUUGUCCUCCGUCUUCGUGGUGGCAUGCAGAUUUUCGUGAAGACCCUGACCGGAAAGACCAUCACCCUUGAGGUUGAGUCGUCUGACACCAUUGACAACGUGAAGGCCAAGAUCCAGGACAAAGAAGGCAUUCCCCCAGACCAACAGCGUCUUAUCUUCGCUGGAAAGCAACUCGAGGAUGGCCGCACUUUGGCCGACUACAACAUCCAGAAGGAGUCUACCCUCCACUUGGUCCUCCGUCUUCGUGGUGGUAUGCAAAUUUUCGUUAAGACCCUGACGGGUAAAACCAUCACCCUCGAGGUCGAAUCCUCUGAUACCAUCGAUAACGUCAAGGCAAAGAUCCAGGACAAGGAGGGAAUUCCCCCAGACCAACAAAGACUCAUCUUUGCUGGUAAGCAAUUAGAGGACGGCCGUACCCUUGCCGAUUACAACAUCCAGAAGGAGUCCACCCUCCACCUUGUGUUGCGUCUUCGUGGUGGUAUGCAGAUUUUCGUCAAGACGUUGACCGGAAAGACCAUCACCCUAGAGGUUGAGAGCUCUGACACCAUCGACAACGUCAAGGCUAAGAUCCAAGACAAGGAGGGAAUCCCACCAGACCAGCAGAGGUUGAUCUUCGCUGGAAAGCAGCUUGAAGAUGGAAGGACUCUGGCUGACUACAACAUCCAGAAGGAGUCAACCUUGCAUUUGGUGCUUCGUCUCCGGGGUGGAAUGCAGAUUUUUGUUAAGACCUUGACCGGAAAGACCAUCACCUUGGAGGUGGAGAGCUCCGACACGAUCGAUAAUGUGAAAGCUAAAAUUCAGGACAAGGAAGGCAUCCCUCCGGAUCAGCAGAGGUUGAUCUUUGCUGGGAAGCAGCUAGAGGAUGGGAGGACUCUCGCUGAUUACAACAUUCAGAAGGAGUCCACCCUUCACCUUGUCCUGCGUCUCCGUGGUGGAUUUUAGAUGGUGGUGGAUGUUGUUGGGUGUUGGUGAUUGUCUUUGAAUGAUUUCUGAAUGUUAAUGUGUUGAAGAUUUGGUACUUGGAAACAGCUGCCUGUAGGCCUAUUAUUGCUGUUGAAUAAAGUUGAUUUCCCGAAAUGUUUAUGUUUUUGUUUAUGUGAAUGUUGCUUAUUUCUCUAAAUGAAAUGAACAUCGUAAUGGUGAAUUGCAUUGUA
This is a messenger RNA of Cucumis melo (muskmelon), 1660 nucleotides long. RefSeq names its product polyubiquitin-like. Gene Ontology annotation, cellular component: nucleus; cytoplasm. The record is from RefSeq and is a predicted model, not a curated record. NCBI's taxonomy places the organism in Eukaryota, Viridiplantae, Streptophyta, Magnoliopsida, Cucurbitales, Cucurbitaceae. The transcript has 2 exons. Gene Ontology annotation, molecular function: ubiquitin protein ligase binding; protein tag activity. Gene Ontology annotation, biological process: modification-dependent protein catabolic process; protein ubiquitination. Bases 63 to 1448 code for a protein of 461 amino acids.